UUUUGUAACAUUACCAGCAAGAAAACUAUUUACGAUAUUAAACAUAUCACUAUAGUGACUGAAAAUGACGGUAUUAUUUGGUAUACUUCGUCGUGGCAUUGGCAUUGAUUCCUGCUAAUAUUUUGAGCUUGGCAUGUACGUAUUAUUUUUUAUGUUAUGAUUUCCGUUGAUUCGUACAGACUAAUCAGUGAAAUUAAAAUUAUGUUUUGAGCAGUGAAAUAACAUGUUGUUGUUUUUUUCACUGUUUUGGCAUUUUAAUCUGCUCUCAUUUCGAAUUUAGCACUUGAUUUGUUGACUAUUUCUGAAAUGACGCUUACGCUCGCAUACAUAUGGCGUGUUUUUCUGAAAAAAAUACCUUCCACAAAAUGUAAUUUUAUAUCGUUAUUCGUCAUAUAAUUAAAACAGAUCGUAUUGGUUGGAGUGGAGGAUCAUGUUUUGUUUUUUUUUAUUUCGAUCUAACACUGACACAAGCGUGUAUCCUCCAUAGCGUUGAUAUGUAUGUAUGUAUAAGUGAGAUCGUUUGUUAAUGAACAAAUUGAAUAUUCUGACCGAUUUAAAAUCUAAUAUUGAUAUCAAUGCUGAAAGCAAAUAAAUUUCUUUACACAAUGAAUUUUAACAAAUAUUUUGGUUAAUUGUUGGUUAAGGUGAUGCUUUAAUGGUUGUCAAUCAUUUCGCGGCACAUUAGUUAUAGAAACCGUAUAUCUACAUUCAAUUGUUAAAAUUAAUCUGAUCUGUGUCUAAGCCGAAUAACAAUGUUCUAAAGAUACUUUAAGUUUAAUUUACGCUAGGUUCAUGUCCUCAAAACUGGACGCAUAUUCUUACGACUAGCACGAAUGGUGUGGUCACAUAUGGCUCAAAGUCUGACCUCAUUUCUGCGGCUAUGAGCGGAAGUGACGUCAGAAUACAGUUGGGGGAUAAUGAAUUCAUGAGCGUCCAAAACCUCCAUACCGUCGGGGAUAAUAUCUGCGGACAGGCCUUGUUUCACAUCAGCAAAGCGUCAUGGAAAACGUUCCAAGAAAAGGCAUAUUGGUGGUUCCUAAAUGUCUGCUCGACAGGACGUUUCCAAAUGAUGCGUUAUUACGUCGGCAACCACGUGUUACACAGCACGGACUUCGGAACCUCGCAGAUCAAUUGGUUUGUGAGGGAUAGCGGACCAUUUGUAUACAAACACACGAGCGGCGGAACAGGUUUAAAUGGUCAUUUGAGUGACGUCAUCACUGACGUCAGACACGGCGCUGACGUUCGCGGAGUGCUCGAGAGUUUGGGUUACACUACGAAAAUGGAUAACGUGGAAAUCUCCAAUACCGGUAACCUGGUUGUUGGUCAGGCCGUUUGGCAUGUCAGUCAGAGUUUAGCCCCGCCCAAUAUCGAGUUCAAGGGCAACGACUAUUGGUGGUUCAGUAAUUUCGCCUCAGACGGAGGCCAUUACAUGUCUAGGUGGAGAAUAGGGGAACACACCUCUGUUGGUGCCACCAAUGAAAACAGGCAAAUUACGUGGUACACGGACACGUGUUGGCAGCUGGCUUAUCAGCAUGACUCGGCAGGAAACGAGCUGCAAGGUUCCCUAAAUAUGCUUCGAUCAGCUGUAAAGCGCGGCAAUCGUGUCAAGUUAUUGAUUGGCAACACGUCCGUGGUACCCGAGCAUGUGAGCGUCCGCGGCGGCCACGUCAACGCCAUGAUCAUAAGCAAGGUUUUGAAGGGCAAAAGUAACAUCAAGGAGUUUGAUUCUACAGGAGUCUGGGAUUGGAGCAUGGUGACUACGACAGGAACACAGACAACACUGAAGCUGCGCGUCGGAGAAGCAACGGAGACAGCGGACAGCCGCGUCAUCACUGCGACGGAAGUGACGUGGUUUAUAGACACGAGGCCUUGGCGGAAGGUCUUGGCUCACGACAAAUUCGGCACGGUUACUUCCGGCUCUAAAGUGGCGCUGAGGGACGCAGUGAAACUAGGUGCGAGAGUUAGAUACAUUAUGAGAUUUGAUGAAUCCGAUUCAAUAGAAGUUCAGGAAGCAGAUAACAUUUUCAUUAAUGGUGCAGAUAUUGGCGCCACUCACGUUCGCUCUGUGAGUCUAGAACCAACCCCCGGCUCAACGGCGGAUCGUCGCUUCCAGAAUAAUCCGUACUGGUGGUUCACAAUCGCUGCGACCACGGGUUCCGUUGACAUGUCCCGCUGGACGGUCGGGGAACACACAAACAGAGGGCACAGCAGUCAGACCGCUAACAUAGAGUGGUUUGUCAACUAUUCAGGCUGUUUGGCAUGUCAGUCAGAGUUUAGCCCCGCCCAAUAUCGAGUUCCAGGGCAACGACUAUUGGUGGUUCCAAUAGGUGGAGGCCAUUACAUGUCUAGGUGGAGAAUAGGGGAACACACCUCUGUUGGUGCCACCAGUGAAAACAGGCAAAUCACGUGGUACACGGACACGUGUUGGCAGCUGGCUUAUCAGCAUGACUCGGCGGGAAACGAGCUGCAAGGCUCCCUAAAUAUGCUGCGAUCAGCUGUAAAGCGCGGCAACCGUGUGAAGCUAUUGAUUGACUACACGUCCGUGGAACCCGAACAUGUGAGCGUCCGCGGCGGCCACGUCAACGCCAUGAUCAUAAGCAAGGUUUUGAAGGGCAACAGUAACAUCAAGGAGUUUGAUUCUACAGGAGUCUGGGAUUGGAGCAUGGUGACUACGACAGGAACACAGACAACACUGAAGCUGCGCGUCGGAGAGGCAACAGAGACAGCGGACAGCCGCGCCAUCACUGCGACGGAAGUGACGUGGUUCAUUGACACGAGGCCUUGGCGGAAAGUCUUGGCUCACGACAAAUACGGAACGGUUACUUCCGGUUCUAAAGUGGCGCUAACGGACGCGGUGAAGUAGGCGCGAGAGUUAGAUACAUUAUGAGAUUUGAUGGAUCCGAUUCAAUAGAAGUUCAGGAAGCAGAUAACAUUGUCAUUAAUGGUGCAGAUAUUGGCGCCACUCACGUUCGCUCUGUGAGUCUGGAACCAACCCCCGGCUCCACGGCGGAUCGACGCUUUCAGAAUAAUCCGUACUGGUGGUUCACAAACGCUUCGACCACGGGUUCCGUUGACAUGUCCCGAUGGACGGUCGGGGAACACAAGACAGGGAGCAUAGCAGUGACACCGCUACCAUAGAGUGAACCAUACCCUUGAAGACAAGAAGAUGAUGUGUAAAUCGUCUGAAUUGUUUGACUGUUGCAAUUUACUUACAUUAAACAUUAUUUUAAAAGAAUUGUCUUUCGCUGUGUCGGGUUGGAUUCUAUGCAAGGUUACUGCAGGUGGGGUGGUUCUUGUUACAGGUUUUAAAGUUCUGGAAUUUGUCUGUUUGCCUUUUUUAUGAUAAGAUCUUUUGAUCAGUGUCCAUGUCACUGUGUAGGCAUAUACAGUUCGGGGUAAAGAUUUCUGAUCAAUCUCUUAUGACACUGUGUAUUUGUACACAGCCUCUGUAAAUGGAUCUUAAUCUAAUGCACCAGUCAAUUGUAACCACUCCCCCACCCCAGGUCCGGGGAAUAGACUUUUGGUCCAGCAAACCCCGGGUAAAAUCCUCGCACUGUGGGGACGAACUGAUGGUAAAACCCCGGCCAAAUGCCCCCCGCACCCCAGAGACUCUAUAUAAGUCGAUAUCUCCGCUAAAUUUGGCACUAAGACAAAACCACCGCACUCACACGGCCAUGCGGGGCCACCUGUAAAGUAAAAACACGGCCCUUUUCCCCGGCUAUCCCCAGUAUACCCCCGGACCUGGGGGGCCGUGGUUACAAUUGAUUGGUGCAUAAUUGCCUAAUUGUCUUAUCAGAUCUCCGAUCUGAGUAUCCUGCUGCGCAGUAUGGGAGAUUUUAAGAUAGAAAUGGACCCUUAAUGGCCCUGAGCCGAUAAACCCUACCGGUAAACACAGGAAAUUGGCCCCUACUGUCAAACCAGUGUGAUUAGAAGGAGAUGCACAGCAGGGGAUUAUCAUGACAAAUAUUCCUUAAAUUGGGCCUUAAAAGGGGGAGGGUCACUUUUAAAAGGCUUAAACCUGGCCUUUAAGACACACAAAAGUCUGAUCUUUAGUACUAUUGUUGGUUUUUCGUAUUGGAAGUUAUUCUAUCCAGAUUGGUAUAUUUUUUACGAGAUUGUUUAAUCAAACAGCUGUGUGAACAGUGUUUCCAGGAUUCGUCAUUCAGUCUGACACCAUAUAAACUUAGGUCAACAGUGUAUUUAUAAAUCAACAUGAACAAAACUAGUAGGAACUAUAUGAGAAGCAAUAGAAUUAUAUUGUAACAACAGGUUGUUAAAAUCUCAAAUGAGUAAAACAUUAUAUCAACAUUUAAACUAAAUGAAGAGUCAAAGAAACUAUUUUCAACUGUAGAACCUCAUAAAAUGUGUACAUCUGUCACACUACAUCUUCGUCAAAUCUUGUAUGAUUAUUAUGAUUUUUAUGUGAUUAUCAAUUGACUGUGUUUAUCAAUCAUUUAUAUAGUUUGUUUAAUACUGUAUCAAGCUUAAAGAGUCUGUGGUAGGUCUGUAUUUUAUUUUGUUGUGAAACAUUCUGUCCAAUUGCUAAUGUGACAUACUGCUAAUGUUACUCAUUCUGUCUUGUGGUAACACUAGCACAUACUCGCAAUUAGCAAUUUAUAAUAUAUAUGUUUAAUAUCAAAGGUAAUGAUAAUUGCACCAUACUAGAGACAUUUAUAUCAUCACAACAAAACAUUUAUGUUUAUAGCUUAUCUGAUCUGAUAUAAAAAGAAAACCUAUGUUUGCAGAAAAUAUUUUCUGU
Mya arenaria is the source of this 4759-nucleotide messenger RNA. RefSeq lists its product as uncharacterized. The record is from RefSeq and is a predicted model, not a curated record. The transcript is spliced from 7 exons. The coding region runs from base 881 to 2863 and encodes 660 amino acids. Lineage: Eukaryota; Metazoa; Mollusca; Bivalvia; Myida; Myidae.